UAGAUGCCAGCUACUAGUACAAAUCGAUUUUUCAAAGCCGGUCGUCAUGCCAGUGCCAGUAGUUACUCUGCCAAAGUCACCAACAAUUUCCUUCAGAUGUUGCAGAGGGUUAGUGAUUAAUUGGCAAGGAGUGGAAACCAACGAACCGUAAAAUAAUAAAGAUUCACGUUUCAAGAUAGAGUGAGCAUCUUGCCCUGAAGAAGAAGUGAGGAAGUUCAACAUUGGCUGAGUGCCAGAGGAAAAGAAAAAAAUAGUUGUAUGCCGGAUAGCAUGCAAACUCAUGGGAAUGGCGCGAUUCGCUUACGAAUGCAGUGUCGAUACCAAGGGGAAUAAUACGAGUGAAGGACCAGGAACAAUAAAGCCUGUACCAUGUCAUAGUAAUAAUAUUUGUCUGUACUGCUGUUGUGAGCCACAGUGCUGCUUCCUCAUACAGCGAAACACACCCAAGCACUUCUGGGAGGCUUGGUACUUCUGGCUCGGUGUUGCUCUUCUGAUUCUCUUCAUUAUUUCCUCCGUGGCCAGUUACAUCAUUAGCAAUUGUCGCCACAAUCUGCGGACAUUAACAGGUCAUCCAGCAUCGACAAAUUCAGGCCCCAGGGGAAAUCCCACAAACGAAAUUUCGAUUCACGUGAUACCAACAACUGGUGCACUUCCGUCCCACCGUAAACUCUUGUUAUGCGCGCCAGAUUCCAGUGCUUCGUCGAUGACUCCAGUCGUUGCCUGAACAUCACGACACCCUGACACUUCUUGCUUCCUUCAGUAUUCCUCAUUUUUAAAUAAAAUAUUAAAAUGAGGGAGUGAUUAUGUCUGGGAUAGAGAGAGGACCAAUUGAGUAUAACGACAACCCGUUAAUACCCAGCGGUUAUGACAAGAGUUGCAAUAAAGGCGCAAUAACUCGGUACAGGCUUGCGAUAACGAGUCAUCUCUAUCUGUCGUAUAAAGUCCGUUGACUAGAUUCCCCUGGAGAUUCUAGUUUUUUUUUCCACCCCUUUUUUAAUCCAAUCAUUCCCACAAAGUCAUACAAAUAAUUCGGUCACAAUUCAUCUGGUAAUCAUUACUAAUUUAACAUUUUCCACUAGUUUUCGUUUAAUUAUUUGCUCGACUCUGACUGGACUCGAGUUCUUCUCCACUGAUUAUUAUUUUUUAUUUUUCUCUUCGCAAAGCCUCUUGAAACUCGUUUUCUCCCGGAGGAUCCAGAUGGGCGUAACUCCCAUUAACAAUUAAGAAGACAUGCCCGAGGGGGACCCGAGGCAUUGCUUUGCGGAAGAUCUUCUCCUUCUUCUUUCGCAUGAAGAAUCCACCAGAGAGUGCAGUAAUGCCGAGGGGGUAAUUUAAGGGAAGAUAAUCACACGAAAUGUCUUCUUUUAUUUGUUUAUUUUUCUCUGUUGUUUUUUGGGGAGACGCUUGACGCAUUCGAUGGGUUUGUCUCACGGUUUUCCUGGGGCUCCAUUGAUUUCGGGGUUUCACUAUUUUUUAUUAACAAUAUAAACAAGUAUUUGUCUACAUUGUUUAGAAUACAAAUUUAUUUAUUCGAAUCAUAAACUCUGAAGUAGAAAAUAUGAAUGAAUAAAUAAAUUUCCGGGUGCAUGUCCCCAAAGUCUUGAAGUCGAUUGAAUGAACAAUUUUUUUGUCAAAGCAACUGUUGAAUUAACGCACAAUAAA
Molecule: messenger RNA, 1662 nt
Organism: Fopius arisanus
Lineage: Eukaryota; Metazoa; Arthropoda; Insecta; Hymenoptera; Braconidae
Product: Outcome predictor in acute leukemia 1
Exons: 4
Coding region: 281-724 (147 amino acids)
Source: RefSeq, a predicted model, not a curated record